This is a messenger RNA of Durotheca rogersii, 992 nucleotides long. RefSeq lists its product as uncharacterized. The coding region runs from base 63 to 662 and encodes 199 amino acids. The transcript has 2 exons. The record is from RefSeq and is a predicted model, not a curated record. Lineage: Eukaryota; Fungi; Ascomycota; Sordariomycetes; Xylariales; Xylariaceae.
GUCAGCUGGAGUUGCGAGAGUAAGGCGAGAGGAUAAAGAGCAUCGUGCAAAAGGAAAAAGACAUGGCGCUGCCAACCGCCGAGACUCUAUCUAGAGUCGCUAGCGAAUCCGCACAGUCCUUCGUGGAGCACUUCUACGACGCGCUGGACAAGCGGCGCCCGCUGGCGCCCUUCUACGCGUCGACGUCGGCGCGUCUGGCCGGCGCCGGCGUGAAGCCCGACAUCAGCAUCAACGGCAAGGUGCUCAGCCCGGACGGGGGCGUCGCCGAGUACGAGGCGAUGCUGGACGCGCAGGGCCGCCCGGUGGCGUACGAGGUGACCUCGUUCGACGCGCACCCCGUCGUGCCGCACUACGUCCUCGGCGAGCCCGACCCCGCCGGCGGCAGCAGCAGCGCCAAGGUCAAGGACGGCGACGCGAUGAGCUUCGCCGUCCAGGUCAGCGGCGUGGUGAAGUACGGGCGCGGCGGCGGCGGCGGCGGCGCCAACAGCGGUGCGAAAGACGGCAGGGGCGCCAUCUUCGGCGGCGGGAGCAAGGCCGACGUGGUGGAGAAGGGCUUCAACGAGGCCUUCCUGCUGGUCCCGCACUGGGAGGCCUGGGCCCGGAACGCGCCCAGGAACCUCAGAAAGUGGGUGAUUGUCAGCCAGAACUUCCGGGCCCUGUGAUGAUUGGGAGGAGGAGGAGGAGGAGGAGGAGGAGAAGUAGGAGGAGUAGUAAAUAUCGGCCAAACUCACAUGCGAUGGAGAGGGGAGAUGAGACAUGCGAACAGGUGGAUCGUAUCAAUAGUAGCGGCAGCCACACAGCCGGCACACGCACACCCGUGAGAAGCGGAUAGGGUCAAGGAUGCUAGACCGCAUGUCGCGGUCAACACUACAGAGGAUUCCACGUAGCACGGAGGGAAGCUAUAGGAGAAUGCACGCGUGCGCAUAUCUUCGCAUUAUGGGGUAGGAGACAUACAGGGAAGACCACAAAAUGAUAGACUUAUUUUCCCUGCC